AUGGAUUCCAACGGCUCCUAUACCCGCUCCUUCGACGAAUCCUUGAUUCGCGAAUUACCCCAGCUUCAGUCUCUCCGCAUUGCUCCCCUCCGUCAGCCGGUGUCUCGCCUCUUGGCUGUGCCCUCCCCGCUCGAACCCAAUGCCAGUCACGUCCGGGAACCUUCCAGUAACAACAAUUCCGGCAUCCUCCCUGCCCGCAAUGACUCGGCCCAAUCUGGAGCCUCCGAAGGGGCGGCUGCUCCCCGACCGCAGAAGUCGGAUGCCCCUGCGGAGUCCCUCCCCAGCCUGGAAGCGCCUCCCCGGCCAAUUCUCCCGGCUUUUGUCAAUCUCCGCGCUCUAGAACGAUACCCCUACUCCUCGUUUGAUGAUGACACCCUUCACUUCCGCAAGCGCAGGCGUUUAGGCGGUCAGGCGGAAACGUUUAGUGAACACCUGCAGUUGCCUAUUCCUCAGGCACAAAAGGAGCAGCGUCCGCCGCCCUUCGGCCCUUUUGCUAUUCUCAAUGGUCUCAACGAGCCGCCUCCGAAUGCGGCCUUGCUUCCUCCAAUUGAACCCGGCUCGAUCACACAGCUACUGACCAAACCGUCCCGAGGCAGCGAGGCUGUGGAGCCGGGCUUACUCACUGCUAAUGCUGCAGAUAGCCAGAUUGCGGAGCGACGAGAAGGUCGCAUCGAGGAGAUUCUUGAUUCUCCGGUCGACAAAACGGCCGACGGCGAUGCGAGCGAUCUCGCCAGCGGACUGCUGGACGAUGUUGCUACAGCGGAACGAACACGAACUGAAAAGACAGACACCGAGACUGACAAUAAAGAUGCCUCCGCGGAGGACAAUACCGAGCCGCUGUCGCCUAAAACGCGGGGGCGGUCCCGCAAGAACCUUCGUAAGUGGACCGAGGAAGAGACGACUGCUCUGCUGCGCGGGGUGGUCAAGUGCGGCAUCGGCAACUGGACGGCGAUUCUGGCCCAGCCGGAGUUGAAGUUCAACAAGCGUAGCGCAUCCAAUCUGAAAGAUAGGUUUCGUGUGUGUUGCCCCUGGGCAUAUCGGGCCGCGGAUCCCAAUGAAGCCACCAAGCAGCUGCAUGACACGCUCGCGAACGCCCUUUCGCGAGCCGAAACCGAAGGGACCGACGGACAAGCGGGGAAGAUCCAUCUCCCACACCCGCGGGGGGCUAAUACGGAGGCCAGUGGCGCUGCGGCGAAUGAGGCCAGCAGUUCCAAGGACGCUGAUUCGAAAGGCAGCAAGGCUAAGAACAGCACCUUGUCUAAGACUACCCCUACGCUCUCUAGUAGAUCCAAAACCACGCUGGCGUCCCUGGGCAUCCCCGAGCCGCACUUUACGAUGAAGUCGCGGCGUCGCUCACGCCGCCCGUUUACCGUGGUCGAGGACGAAGCGCUGCUGAAAGGCUAUGCCGUGCAUGGCUUCCAGUGGACGCUGAUCCAGCAGGACAAGCGAUUGAAUCUGAGCCAUCGCCGGGCCACGGAUCUGCGAGACCGAUUUCGGACCAAAUUCCCGCACGCCUACCGGGACGGCGGGUCCGUGAGCGGACGAUUACCAGGGGGCAAUCCUGACCCUGGAAAGCAGCAUGCUGCACGGGGAUCUGCUCGCGGGCAGGCGGAGAGCGGCAAUGCGCGCGGGCCAAUUGAUCCAGCGCUGUCGCCUCCAGCCCCGCCGCAGGGACUCCACGAGAGCACGAGCAGUGCGGGGGUAUUUUCGUUUGCGAUGGACGAGAAUUCGGGGGUGGAUGCGACGUGGGCAGAUAAUACGUUGGCGCCGAUGUGGGAUGAGCUUGCAUAG
Molecule: messenger RNA, 1791 nt
Organism: Aspergillus luchuensis
Lineage: Eukaryota; Fungi; Ascomycota; Eurotiomycetes; Eurotiales; Aspergillaceae
Product: telomere repeat binding factor family protein
Exons: 3
Coding region: 1-1791 (596 amino acids)
Source: RefSeq, a predicted model, not a curated record